AGCAAGAUUUCUUCACUCAGUCCAGAAUUCCAUUCCUUCAGACUGCGCCAGUCAUUACUCUGAACAUCAAGCAUCAUGGUUUCCGCUAAAUCCUUCCUUAGCACUUGGCUUUUGGCAUCACUUGGGCUGGCCAACCCAAUCACCCAAGCCGAGAAGCGGGCUUCUUCUUUCCAGAACACGGUCUAUUUCACUAACUGGGGUAUCUACGGACGUAACUAUCAGCCUGCGCAGCUUCCGGCCUCGCAGAUCAACCGAGUUCUCUACUCAUUCGCCAACCUUCAGUCCGAUGGUACAGUAUAUAGCUCGGACUCAUAUUCCGAUCUACAGAAGCACUAUGCCACCGACUCUUGGAAUGAUGUCGGUAAUAAUGCCUACGGCUGUAUCAAGCAACUCUACAUGCUUAAGCAAGCCAACCGACAACUAAAGGUGUUGCUUUCGAUUGGAGGAUGGACGUAUUCAACCAACUUCGCCGCUGCCGCUAGCACCGACACAACUAGGAAGACAUUCGCGUCGACAGCGAUCACUCUGAUGAAGGACUGGGGUUUUGAUGGACUUGAUAUCGACUGGGAGUAUCCCGCCGAUGACACCCAGGCCACUAACUUCGUCCUUCUCCUAAAGGAGAUCCGAAGUGAGCUGGACGCAUACUCCGCCCAGUACGCCAACAACUACCAUUUCCUCCUAACUGCUGCUGUUCCCGCUGGACCCACCAACUAUAAUAAGCUUCACCUAAGCGACAUGGCAGCCGUUCUCGAUACCUUCAAUCUGAUGGCUUAUGAUUACGCUGGUUCUUGGGAUUCCACUUCCGGCCACCAGGCGAACCUACACCCCAACUCCAACGCCCCUGUAUCCACUCCCUUCUCUACCGACGCAGCUGUUGCCGCAUACAUCGCUGGCGGAGUCCCAGCCUCGAAGAUUGUAUUGGGUCUUCCGCUAUAUGGACGCUCGUUUGAAUCUACUUCCGGCAUUGGACAGCCGUACUCGGGUAUCGGAACUGGAUCAUGGGAAGCGGGUGUCUGGGACUACAAAGUACUACCUCGCUCUGGCGCUUCUGAGAUCUACGACGACGUCGCGGGCGCUACAUAUUCCUACGACAGCUCUUCCAAAGAACUCAUCAGCUACGACAACGUCGACAUGAUAAACAAGAAGAUCCAGUACCUCCAGAGCAAGGGUCUUGGCGGCACUAUGUUCUGGGAAGCUUCAGGUGACCGCACCGACAGCGGUAGUCUAAUCGCAACCGCAUUCAACUCCCAAGGCGGCUCUGGCUCCCUCGACUCGACGCAAAACCUUCUGAGCUACCCCAACAGCCAGUACGACAACAUCAAGAACAACCUCAAGUAAUCACUUACCCGAGUCAACUGUCGACCUCACGGCGGUCAUUUGGAUCGGGGGCCGGCGCUCCGUCUUAGAGGACCCCCCAAUUAUUGUUAUUUUCUUCUUUUUUUUUUUUUUUACCUGUGGCGUUUUUCGACAUAGUACCGACAUUCGCUUCUUGUUAUAGUAAUUAUUGAUUUUACGGAGAUGUAAAUAUGGACGAUCAUGAUGGAGGGAUAUAUUCUACGCAUUUAACUUAACUGUAUAUAUUUACUCGAACUUUCUCCGCGCUGUAUAUAGCCUAUGAUGGAGGAGUCCAAUUUGAAGCAUAAACCUACCUACCA
Molecule: messenger RNA, 1655 nt
Organism: Annulohypoxylon maeteangense
Lineage: Eukaryota; Fungi; Ascomycota; Sordariomycetes; Xylariales; Hypoxylaceae
Product: glycoside hydrolase family 18 protein
Exons: 7
Coding region: 76-1338 (420 amino acids)
Biological process (GO): chitin catabolic process; carbohydrate metabolic process
Cellular component (GO): extracellular region
Molecular function (GO): chitin binding; chitinase activity
Source: RefSeq, a predicted model, not a curated record